AUGAACAGCACAGAUCUCAUACUAGACAAUAAACUCGAACAUUUCUCCUGGUGGUUCAAAGUGCCAAUGGUCACAUACCUACUGACGAUUUCUUCAAUUGGAGUUCCCGGCAACAUCAUCGUGGCCAUUAUUUACGGCAGAGAGCUAUCCAAAUCCGCCUGUGACUGGCUUAUUUUGACAAUGAGCAUCACCGACGCCUUUGUUUGUUUCUGCUCGCCCGCGCUUUACAUCAGGUCUUGUCUGAUGAUCCCGCUUCCGUGGAAGGCCAACUUCUUGUGUACACUGGAGUACUGGCUGCAGCUGACGGCCAUGUUUGCUUCCUGUCUGCUGCUGGCGAUCAUCGCCCUGGACCGGUACGCAAAGAUUUGUCGCCCUGGAUUAUCAUCCCUGACCCCAACGAUGGCCAGAAACGUCUGCGUGAUCACUGUUGUCAUCUCUGCUAGUAUUUGUCUGGCGCCUUUCUUCGGUGGAAUCAUGGAUUCUUAUUGCUACAUCAGUGAAAUCAGAGAAACGACUGUUACCAAAAUAUUCUUUACUUCUAUAUUCGGUUGCUAUGUAGUUUCAUUUUUGAUUGUUACGUUUGCAUAUGCCAGUGUGUGUCAAAAAAUCAACCAGAAAAUUAAACUGAAACAAAAGUUGUUAGAAAAUAAUGGACUCAACUUGUCCGCAAAACAAGAAAAUAAGCAGGAAGUAAAAACGUAUCUGUUUCAUCGUAUUAACUUGUGGCACCAGAUUUUGAAGUUUUUCCCUGUGAAGCUAAACAUGAGACGUCGUACCCAAAAUAAAAACCAGACUGAGGGUAAGACAAGCAACGAGUUUUUAUACUUAAAUGCCAACAUGGCGGGCAGUGGAGACAGCAGAUACAAUAAUGCCAAUCUCAGUUAUGUGGAGGAUUAUGGGAAAACUGGUUUUCGAAGUACAGAUGUGAAAAUCGACGUUUCUGAAGCAGAGAUCAUCUUGUGCGAUAGGCCAGACAACAAGUGGCACAGUCGACGGGAAACUAGCGAGGACGAAGUCACAUCUUGCAGUGCAAGCUGCAAAUCUGCAUUCCAUGGUAGCAGAGGA
Molecule: messenger RNA, 1065 nt
Organism: Candidula unifasciata
Lineage: Eukaryota; Metazoa; Mollusca; Gastropoda; Stylommatophora; Geomitridae
Source: the annotation of a GenBank genome assembly